AUGAGGAGUAGCCGGGGUAUUUUGUUCCUUAGUGGAGCUUUCGCCAUACGUGGCAUGUCUGCAUACCACAGCUAUCAACGGCUUGACACAGUAUCCCACACCAGCAAGGUGUACUCACUCCAAAUGCAGCGGCAGACCGUACACUUCACCCCCAUAACUCGACUUGGUGUAGAGGCAACUGCAAACCCGACAACAGCCACUAAUGCAACAGGGCAGACGGGGGAUGGCGACGGGGCCACUGCCCUGGACGUGGCAAUGCGUGUUAACAAACUCAAACGCCUCCACCAAACGGGAGGUGGGCCCAGUGGAAAGAAGCAGGUCGAGUUGGAUGCUUGGCGAGACCUGAACAACCUCACCGAGGCACAGAUAAAUUCUGCUGAAGGAAAGGCGGUGUCGUUACUGCUUAAUUCGUGGGCGUACUUCGCUAAGUACUGGGAAAAGGGUGCUGAAGGACCGUCUGCCAGCCUCUCUGAAGUCACUCCCUCCAAUGAUAGCAGUAGUGCGGGUGAACACGGUACACAGUAA
Messenger RNA from Trypanosoma brucei brucei TREU927, 525 nucleotides. RefSeq lists its product as hypothetical. Lineage: Eukaryota; Euglenozoa; Kinetoplastea; Trypanosomatida; Trypanosomatidae. The coding region runs from base 1 to 525 and encodes 174 amino acids. The transcript has a single exon. The record is from RefSeq and is a predicted model, not a curated record.